CUUGGGGUGAUGCCGGGCCCAGAGGUAGUUUCUUACUGAGGACGUGUCUGCUACAGUGGCCCAUGCUAUCCGAAUGGCUAGGUCAGUAACAAGAACGAAAUAUCUGGAGCCAUGGAUGAUUGCAUUGAUUGUCCUAGCAGUGUUGGUGGUCCUAGCCACGAUCAUCGGGUUGCUUGUAUAUUUUUUGAUAUAUGAUCAGAGGUUGUUCUAUUACAAUGCUUCCUUUAGAAUCAAUAAUGUGCAAUACCACCCUAGUUUGGAAAAACAGACUUCAACAAAUUAUAGAGAUCUAAGCACAAACAUCGAGACUUUGAUUAACCAGGCAUUUCAAGCUACGCAUUUAAACAAGAAAUUGCUCAAAUCUCAUGUUGUAAACCUAAGGCCGGACAAUGGUGGAGUCUUCGCAGAUGUGGUGCUGGUGUUUAGGUUCACUGGCACGAAUAAUAGAGAGGCACUCUGGAUGAGUAUUAACACUAUUUUGCUGAAGAGGCUGAAGUUAUCGACGUGGCCCUUGAGUAUUGACCUUUCAACUUACAAGCUCACAGAGAUUACUGCACCAAAAGGUGAAAACCUUCUCUACAGCUGUUGUGGAACACGAAUGGACAGAUCCGAGGAGAGAAUCUUUGGAGGAAGCAUUGCAGGGGAAGGCGAAUGGCCGUGGCAAGUCAGUCUUCAGCUGAAUGGCAUUCAUCGCUGUGGGGCGUCACUCAUUAGUAACAUAUGGCUUAUAACGGCAGCUCAUUGCUUUCGAGGAGUCAAGGAUAUCAAAGGUUGGACGAGUAGCUUUGGGGCCCGUUUAAGGCCUCCAUUAAUGAGAAGGAACCUUCGCCAGAUCAUCGUUCAUGAGUAUUAUGCCAAUAGCGUUAUGAGCCAUGAAUACGACAUCGCUGUCGUGCAGCUCUCGUCCCCAGUAGAUUUCACCGCAGCCGUGCGUCGUGUUUGUCUUCCAGAGGCUACACAAUACUUUCCAGAGAACACCACCUGCUUCGUCACGGGAUACGGCGCUUUGAAAGAUGACGGUCCAAGUGUCAGUGAGCUUCGUCAAACAGAAGUGAAAAUUAUCGGUAAUGAGAUUUGUAAUAGAAGAACUGUGUACAAUGGAGUAAUUUCACCUGGGAUGCUGUGUGCCGGAUACCUGGAAGGAGGGAAUGAUGCUUGCCAAGGUGACUCUGGCGGUCCAUUGGUGACUCCUGAUUCUAGAGGAAUAUGGUACCUUGUUGGCAUAGUGAGCUGGGGAGAUGAAUGCGCAAAGCCAAACAAGCCUGGGGUCUACACCCGAGUGACUUACUAUCGAAACUGGAUUGCUGCCCGUACUGGAGUCUGAAAUUACAGGAAGGAUUAACUUCACAGGCAAUAUAUGAGCCUAGAACACAAGACAUUUGGA
This is a messenger RNA of Elgaria multicarinata webbii, 1384 nucleotides long. RefSeq names its product transmembrane protease serine 11C-like. NCBI's taxonomy places the organism in Eukaryota, Metazoa, Chordata, Lepidosauria, Squamata, Anguidae. Gene Ontology annotation, cellular component: plasma membrane; extracellular region. Gene Ontology annotation, biological process: proteolysis. Gene Ontology annotation, molecular function: serine-type endopeptidase activity. The record is from RefSeq and is a predicted model, not a curated record. The transcript has 10 exons. The coding region runs from base 74 to 1324 and encodes 416 amino acids.